This is a messenger RNA of Enterospora canceri, 192 nucleotides long. The record is from the annotation of a GenBank genome assembly. NCBI's taxonomy places the organism in Eukaryota, Fungi, Microsporidia, Enterocytozoonidae.
AUGGACGAAAAGUCAAAACAGCCAAUUGUCUUAGACGACUCAAACAUGGUGAAUUUGGCCAGGCUAAACAAGAAUUAUUACACAGAUGCAAUCAACACACUGGAAAGUGAGAUCAUCAAGCUCCAGGAUACGAUAAACAUGAAGUUGGGAACAAAAGAGGUGGAAACAGGUCUCUCUCCACCAUAUUUGUGA